AUGGGAUCCAGUGCUGGUGCUAAGCAAUCACCUCCACCUGCACCAUCGAAAGGUGGUGGUGACGGGGAAUCGCCGGCGGCUGAAGCGCCUACUGUUGACUCGAGGCUACCGUAUCCGAAUUUUCGUGAACUGUUCACGUUGAAGAAUUAUUGGAAAACGAUACGACGUAACGAUAAGGAUUGCGGGAAGAUUUUGCUUGCCAAGUAUCUAAAUCAGCAUCCCGAGAGCACCAGCCUAUACCCGAAGUUAAAGAAUAUCGAUGGAGCUACGGUGGAUGUUUCAUGCAAUAAUCCGGGAUUUGAAACUGUUGCUGCUAAUUACCUAAAGGUAUUUGAUGACGUAAUAAGUGCUGUGGAGGAGAAACCUGGUGAUGUACAACCGGCUUGUGAUCGGUUAAUAGCCGUUGGGAAGAUGCACAGAACAAAGGUAUCCGACAUGCAAAAUAGUGCGUUUCAAGAUAUGGAAGAACCGUUUCUCAACAUGGUUAAAGAGGCGUUGCAAGACCGUUUCAAUGAAAAAGCUGAAGGACUUUAUCGGAAAUUUUUUCAAUUUUGCCUAAAAUAUUUAUCGUCUGUUCAGAUGACAUCAAAUCCACAACCGACUUCAUCCGUCCCAAAAGCUGAGAAUAAGAAAGACGAAAGUCCGAAAAAUCUGCUUGCUUCAAAUGCUGCAAUAAAGAAAGAUGAAAACCCCAUGAUCUUGUCAGCUCCAAAAUCUCAAAAUAAGAAGGAUGAAAAUCCAGACGUCUUGUCCAAUCUAAAAGAGGAAGAGGAGAAAGAAGAAAGGAAGUCAAGAGGCGAAAAAUCGAGAUUGUCAUGUAAGAGGAAGAAAGUAAAAGGACGAAGAAAGUCGCUGAAGGAUCAGUCUCAAGAAGUUCCGAGAAGUCCAAAGGAGGAAAAGCAGAAAAAACGAAAGAAGUCAAGAGGUAAAAAAUCGAAAUUGUCAUGUAAAAGGAAGAAAGAAAACGGACAGAGGAAGCCGCUGAAGGAUCAGUGUCAAGUUUUUGCACUCGAUGAUGUACCAACACCUUCACGAACGCCAAGAUCCAGCCUCUCCUUAACAGUAUCGCAGAGAUUGGAAGCGAUCGAGGCGGCUGAGAGAGACAUCGAGAAGGAAAUGCAGGAAAUCGUCAAGGAGAAGCAAAAGAUUUGGCAAUUCUGGCGCAAUACGAAGACACAACCGCUUUCCCGAUAUCUCCUUACAUUACCACCUCUAAACUCUUCACUUUUGUUGGUUCUUCUCUGCUGUGCUAUAAAAAUCAUUUUUUGUCUCUACAUUCUCAGUAUGUUGCUCCAUUCCUAUGAUUCUCCUCUAAUGUAUUUGUUGUGUUUUAUUGUUAUACAUAUUGGAUCAACAUUUGCAACUGUCGAACUACUUAUAAUGCGCACAAAAAAAGUUUUAUGGCUCUGUGCAUUAGUUGACGCGACUGUUAUUCUAAUUGUACUGGUACUUUUGGCUAUUAUAUCCACUACUAAAGAAGGUGAAGGUAUCGUUCCGGUUGAAAGAGUGGCAGGAGUCUCCAUUGUUAUCGGGUUUCUUGAACUACUAUGUCUUGUGCACUACUACCACAUACAGUAUACUAUUCCAGCCGCUAAAAAAUCAAUCAAGAAAGUUCGACGUGAAGUUGAGUUACCGUGUACUUGCCGUAUAGAACAGUCGGAAGAUGUUAAUAGUAGUACAAAAAGAUCAACUCGAAGUCGAAGAAGUCAAAAAAGCCGGAAACGGUCCAGAAGUUCGAGACGUAGACAUUCAGUUGAGUUGGAGAGACCUACCCGCUACGAACCAUGUUACUGUUCAUGUGAGCGUGAGAGACGAGUCAGGGAAAUACCAAUAAGAAAAGUGUCCCAUGAGGGUCCCCAUGAAUAUAGAGAGGUGCCAAGAGGAUACACAAGAUGCGAAUAUUCAUGCUCCUGUUCAUCGCCUCCUAUGCGUUAUGUGAGAAAUCCAUACACAGGAGAAAUUCGCAGACUUUCACAUUCGUCCUUGUAA
Messenger RNA from Necator americanus (New World hookworm), 1989 nucleotides. RefSeq lists its product as uncharacterized. Gene Ontology annotation, biological process: response to hypoxia; oxygen transport. Gene Ontology annotation, molecular function: oxygen carrier activity; heme binding; oxygen binding. The transcript is spliced from 16 exons. NCBI's taxonomy places the organism in Eukaryota, Metazoa, Nematoda, Chromadorea, Rhabditida, Ancylostomatidae. Bases 1 to 1989 code for a protein of 662 amino acids. The record is from RefSeq and is a predicted model, not a curated record.